AUGCGUGAAGCUGUUCCAAGUCUUCCAUUUGAUAACGUAAACGAAGAGAAGCUACUGCUACUACUGCUUCUGGCACCGGAACCGGCCCGUCCGACCCCAACGGCGCACCACGGUCCCCCGGCUAACCAGCCCGCCCAGCUAACGACGGCCGGCGGCAGGCGAAUAAUAGACCGCCGUGCGGGCGAAACGAUUCGGCAACCAUUGGUGGGUAGCGAGCAGGACCAGCCGACGCCCGGAAAGAAUGCUGUACUUGAUCCUGACGACGCAGCGCAAAGCCACGCUGGCCAUCUGCCAGCAGCAGUCCUCUCGGCAGCAGCAGCAGCAGCAGCAGGAGCACCAGCAGCAGCAGGAGCAGCAGCAGCAGCAGGAGCAGCAGGAGCAGAAGGAGCAGCAACGACGGCUACGACGGCGACCACGGCGGCGGCCACGGCUCCGGCCGCGGCCUCGGCGGCCCAACAGCACCACCACCAACAGCAGCAGCAGCAGCACUCGGUGGCGGCGUCGGCCACCGCCGCCGCGGCCAGCUUUUCCGCGAUCUCGGGCGGUGGUGCGGCCCUAGCGGCGGCCGCUGUGCCGUUCUCGGGCGAGCUGGAGGAGCUGCAGAACAUACUGCACUUUCCCGAGGAGGUCGCCCUGCGCAUCACCGACAUGGAGUACCAGCUGUUCUACCAGGUAUCGCCGGUGGAUUUCAUAAACGAGGCGCUCCUCGAGCUGAAGAAGGAACGGUACGGCGCCGGUGGCCCCGAAACCGGCGGCUCCCAGUCGCCUUUUAGUAGCUUUAUAUCGUCACUGAAUCCCAUACGCAAACGAUUCGAUGAGACCAGCGCGUGGACCAACUAUAUUGUGCUCUCACAAGGUACACAAGACGAACGAAAAGCGGCCUUUGCAUGUCUGUUGCGUGUUGCUAUUUCAUGCUGGAAUAUCGGAAACUUCAAUGGUGCUAAAGAGAUAGUGGAUGGUCUGAAAUCAAUCAAAAAGGAAGCAUUCUGGACAUCGGCCACCGAUCGCACGGGCCGGAACACGGUGUACGAGUUUCUUACGACCGUGUUCGAUAGCUGCGAGUAUGACAACGCGGUCACGCGGGCUCUGGGCAUUUCCACGUGCCGGAUGAUACCGUACUUCCGGAAUCACGUCGACGAGAUCAAAACGCUGCUACUAACCAUCCCACCCACGGACGGUGGCGACAAUCCGGUGGAAAAGUACUUCUUAGGUGACCCCAAACCGGUCGCACCGUGUGAGGAUGAUGCGUUCAUCGCGAAACUGCUCCCACUGGCACUUCCGGUUGACUUGCGACCACGAACACCCGUACCGGUGGAACCACCGGACCUACCGUCGGAUGAAUCGACGGAACCACUGCUUCGAUCGGACGAACGCGACAGCCCCGGAUCGGUGGACGAUGGCGAGGAUUCGCACGAGGACCUGCUCGAGCAGAUCCGGCAACGGACGGAGCUGGCAACCGGCCGGUUGGUGGCGUUCGUCGAACACCACGACCAGCUGUGCCGGGAGCUGCCACACAGCCUACUGGAGUACCUACGGGCGGCGGCCAACAGCCCGCGGCAAACGAAAACCCCACUCUACAUCUACCAACCGUCGAACCUGCAGGAGCAGGAGGAAGACUACGAGGUGGAGAUCGGCAACUACAACCCGGUGCAGCCGCUGUUCAACGACCACGGCAUCAGCAUCAUACCGCUGUCGUCGAGGAAAACCAACGCCAUCGAUCACCACGUGCUGCAGAUCCUGCACCACGGUACGACGUGCGUGCUGUGGGAACCGGAAACACCGUCGGAUCGGUCGUCGUACGUGUACCUGCGGCUGGAGCGAUCCUGUUCGUUUGUCUCGUGGCAAAGGACGGCCUGGCGGCGCAUCAAGUCCCAGCAAGACUUUAGCCUUAACGUCAACCCGGAGGAGAUAGUGGCGUGGAAGUUCGCCAAUCGCUAUGCAUCGAACGUCGGUGAGCUGGAGGGUCAGUGCCAGAACCUGGACGAAGGGAUGCUGGAUCUCGGCACGAUCAAGGAGAUUAACAUGGGCUCGCGGAACCACGAGUAUGACGCGGAGAUCCUUGCGGCUGGCAAGCGCUUCGGGCUCACGCACGUCGAGUGCUGCGUGACGUUGUUGUACGGCAACUCGGCGAGCGAGAACCGGAUCCUGUGCAUCCUGUGCCCGCCGAUGCUGUGCCGGGCGUGGUACGUCGGUUUGAACUGGAUGCUGCGUGGUAUCCGGCGACAGCAGAUCCUGAUUGACCGGUCGAUGCUGUGGCUGAAGGAGCUCUACAUUCAGCUGUACUUCGAGGAGGGCGCCUGCAGCGAACCAUCGGUGGCGGACGCGAUCAAAGCGUUCGGUGGGCGUUGUUACGGAUUGUCCUCGAUUAAAUCGUGGUCUGGUUCGCAGCUCAACGACACGAGUGAGCCGAGUGGAGCGGUUGGCGCGAAAAAGGACUCAUCGACGACGAAGAUCCGCAAGAAGCGUUCCGUCGUGAACCUGCUGAAUCAGGCCAACGCGGGUCCAACGGGUGGUAGUGGUGGGGAUACGACACCCUCGGACUCGAUGCUGCUGGACACGCGUGACUAUCGGACGCGGUCAAUUGAACGGCGCCGUGAACGGAAUGGUUCGAAUGACCAGCUUUGGCAGAACGUGAAACACCUCCGCAUCGGUUCGGUCACCUACGACACCCAGCUGGACUUUCUGAGCUUCGUGUCGCUAUACCGGUCAUUCAGUUUGAUAGCACGGCAGGACCUCCGGGACAUCUUCGACCAGCUCUCGGUGACGACCAUCUCGCGGACGGCACUGAACGGUGAGAAAAGUCGCAGUGCUCCCGAGUUGUCUGAGGCCCUGGUUAAGCGGAAAAUCGGUCUGCUAACACGCAACUGCUCGCUGGACAUGGACCUGACGGAGGCAAAACACACGCAAAAGAAGUACUUCGACGCGAUAGCCGCCUCAAGCAUCGCGCACAUCGCCGCCAGCAACGAUUUCCUGUCCUGCAGCAACAAAGUCAUCACGAUAUCGACGCUGAAAAAGUUCCUCGAGACGCGCCAGAUGGAAAUCAAAACCGACGAGGAUGUGAAGGCCAUUAUACAGCGCCACGAACCGGAAGCGGCUCACCGCUUCGAGAACUGUCUCAGCUUCGAGGGGUUCGCCCGGUACAUGAUCGAUAAGGACAACUACGCGUUUCUCAGCGAGAUCAUGCCGGAAAGCACCUACAUGAACCUGCCGAUGUCGCACUAUUACAUCGCUUCGUCCCACAACACGUACCUCACCGGACACCAGCUGAAGGGCGAAAGUUCGGUCGAGCUGUACAGCCAAGUGCUCCUAACGGGCGCACGCUGCGUCGAGCUGGACUGCUGGGACGGUGACGAUGGGACGCCGGUCAUCUACCAUGGACACACCUUCACCACGAAGAUUCCCUUCCGGGCCGUCGUAGAAGCAAUAAAUAAAUCUGCCUUCAUUCAAUCUUCCUACCCCGUGAUACUCUCCAUCGAGAACCACUGCUCGGUGCAGCAGCAGCAGCGGAUGGCCAACAUAUUCCAGGCAAUCUUCGGCGAAAAGCUGGUGACUAACUUCAUGUUCGAUCAGGACUACAGCGACGAACCGUACCUUCCGUCGCCGCUCUCGCUGAAGCACAAGAUACUGAUCAAAAACAAGAAGCUCAUCGUCGAGAUUCCGGCGACCUUAUCAACCGGUUUAACGCGGCAAAACACCUUCAAACAAUCGAAUUUAUCCAGCAGAGCCAGUUCAAUUAUAUCCAACACUAGCGGUAGUUCGCUGAACGAAGAGUUCAGCGAUGACGAGUACGAGGAUGAUGAUGAUUUUGACAAUAUUGAUGAAAAAACAUAUCAUACAACUUGGGGAUCAAUAGAAGAUAAGUACCGGCACAGCGUGUGCCACUCCAACAUCACACCGACGAAAUCGAAGGCCCAAGACCAAGACGAGCGAUCCCGCAAGCGCAGCAACCAGAUUGCCCGCGAGCUGUCCGAUCUGGUGAUUUACGUGCAAGCAAUAAAAUUCCGCGGCCUGAACGCCUACAGCCCGCACAACUCAAUACGUGCCAAUCCGAAGCAGCAGCAGCAGCAACAGCAACAGGCGCAGCAAAGUCAGCAGAACCUGCCCCAGCACGCUCAGCAACAGGCGCAGGCACAACAGCAGGCUGCAGGCUCGCAACAGCAGCAACAGAACGUACUGAAAACGAGCGGUUCGGUCGUGACGGUUGGGAGCAUCCUUAAGAACAGCUCCGGUGACACGCUAAGUUUGCCCUCGUCAAGCCACCUCUCAGACAGUCUGUCGUUGAGCUACGACGCAGCCAGUAUCAGUGGCAGUGAAUCACACCUUCCACCGGCAUCGAACUCAACCCGGAACAGGACACUCCCGAACGCGAACCAUCCGUGCUACCAGUGUUCCUCGAUUAACGAGGCGAGUGCGAAAAAACUCUGCCGUAAGGACCCGCUCGGGUUGAUUGCGCACACCGAGUCGCAGCUAAUGCGCACCUACCCGGCUGGGUUGCGGAUCGAUUCGUCCAACUUUAACCCGGUGUUUUUCUGGGCGUUCGGGAUCCAGAUGGUGGCGCUCAACUACCAAACCGAGGACAUCCCGAUGCACAUCAACAAGGCGAUGUUCGAGGAGAACAACAGCUGCGGGUACGUGCGCAAACCGGACGUGCUGUGGAACCGAUCGCACCUGAUGUACCGCCGGUACAGUCCGCUGGAGAAGGAGUUCGAUGGGCUGCACGUGACGCAGCUUGUGCUGAACAUCGUCUCGGGGCAGUACCUGAGCCAGGCGAGUCUGUACGCGAGCACGUACGUCGAGAUCGAGCUGCUCGGUAUACCGGUGGAUUGUGGCAAGCGCAAGACGAAAGCGAUCCGCAAGAACUCGUUCAAUCCGCUGUGGAACGAAACGUUCUACUUUAAGAUCAUGUUCCAUGAUCUCGCGUUCCUUAAGUUCAGCGUGUACGACGCCGAGACGGGGCUAGUGAUCGCGCAGCGUGUCAUUUCGCUCAAGUGCAUCCGGCCUGGUUACAGGCACGUUCGGCUUCGAUCACCCACGAAUCAACCCCUCAACAUGGCGUCGUUGUUUGUGUACACGCGCGUCGAGGAGGAAAGCCUAGACCGAUCGUACGACGAGAUCGAUGAGCAGUACCUGCAGCAGAAGGGUCGUGGUGGUCGAGGGAUGACGGGUGCGGACACCAGCGAGGUGCCAGUUCUGUUCGAAGCGAGCCGACUCGAUGUGGCCAACAGCCUCGAGAGUAAGGUGCCGCAGCUAAAGCGGAAAAUGUUUUUUCUCACCGUGUACGACGUGGUGCCGGACAAGCCGUACACGAUCCUGAAGAUCACGCAAGAGAGCACGACGAAGGACGUGCUGGCGCAAGCGAUGCAGAAGAUGAACAAGUCCGCGCAGGACAUGGCCAACUUCAUCCUCAUCGAGGAGGUGUACCGUGGGUGGGAGAAAAAGGACCGGCUGUUGCCACCGAGCCAGCGCGUGCUCGACACCACCGAGAAGCCACUGCAAGCGCAAGGUCACUGGAAGGGCGAAGGUCGCUUCAUCCUGAAAAAGAUCGGUAACGAUCCGAGCAGUCGGGCCUGGGUGACGUCAAUCCGGCGCACUACCGAUCGACGGGCGUCGAUUGCGGCGACGCUGGCCAGUGGAGGUGGCCCGGGUGCUGGUGGAGUGGCUGGAGCAACCGGCAAAGACCCAACGGCGGAUGAUCUGCUCGCGCUCGAGAACGUGGACAACUUUCUCGUGUGCGUGUACAACGUCUCGCAGGACAUCCCGUACGCGAUCCUGCGCGUGCCGAUGAAAUCCACCGCACAGGACGUGCUGGCACAGGCGCUGUUGAAGGCGCGCCGUCUCGACAACCCAAACAACUUCGUGCUGGUCGAGGAGCUCAACUACAGCAACAAAAGCAACGACACGAUGCAGCGCAUCCUGCUGGACGACGAGAACGUGUACGUGACGCAAGCGAACUGGAAAACGAUCGGGCGGUUCGUGAUCCACGAGCGCAGCCAACUAACACCGUCGACGAUCCGCAAGACGAUCCUCCCGAUCGAGAAGAUCAGUCGGGGGUUCAGCAUUAGCCGUGGAUCGUCUUCAUCCUCCACCUCGGUGCACUCGCUUGCGUCCAAAUCCCCCAUACAGGUCGCCCUAAGCGAUCCAACGGCAGCUGGGUCAUCCUCAUCGCGCUUUAAAUCCCGAUCGGCCGGAACACAGGACACCGGCUUGGGCGGAUCGGGUGGGUCAGGUGUGGGGACAAAAUCGCGCCACCACGGGCACGGGCGUACGAAGUUUUGCUCCGAAAAGGACACGUCGUUCUCGAGUACGAGCGCGAGUGGGACGGGCUCGAAGUCAGCGAACCGGCGCGAGGUCCACUCGGAGGGUGAAACGCUUAGCGACGAGGAAACGAAGGAGUCGGACAUCAUCUCGACCAUGUCGCGGUUCAAGCGCAUGUCGAUCAAGAAGCUAAAGUCCUGGAAAUCGUAACUCGGUACCUUGGUGGGGAUACACGCCCACCGGCUAGCCGCCCACGUGGGUGGUGUCCUUUUCACGCGCACGGACAAACGCGAGCAGUUGGAGGAAGGGAGAACAGCGAACGAAUCGCGCGCACAUAAACACAACCAUGAUGCACAUAAGAACUCGUAACUCUAACUCUAACGCUAACGCUUAACUUUCGCAUAUUGGCAGCAACGCACAGCCCCCCGCCCAAUGAAACAAUGAGUGCAAUAUCCGCGCAAUCGUCGUACUAUUACACUACACUUUUACCGCUACCGGCUACACAACUAUUCACUACUAUACUGCGCUUGCGUUUGUAAAAGGCUUCUACGCUUCGGUACGCGCGGGGUCGCGAAGGACAAACACGGAAUGGCUCCGUGACGGUCCAGGGUAGCUGCUUCAGCAACAUCAGGACAGUUGACAGCUGCAAUCCCUCGACCGUCCAGUGGCUAUUUCCGUAUGGGGAGGGAGAGCUCGCGCGAGCUAGUGUUCGUAUCAGAUGAUAAGACCAUCCUACAUAAUGUUUCCUGUGAUUUUGUGCCCUUGUCUGUUCCCACAUCAGUUAGCCAGUUUUAAUCGAGGAGAAGAGACAAAACCAUACCAUACAAAUACCACGUUACACACGUGUGCUAGCCGCGCAAAAGCAGUGGCCGGUUGGGCAAGACAACUGGCGACACUGGCACAGCACGCAACAGUGACAACAAUAAGCCAUAGACGUAGCAUAUUCUAAUCACAUUUCUCAUAAAAUCUCAUCCCCCACUUGAUCAACGUAGCGCAUGCGAAGCGAGAAACGCGUUGCGUUGCGACACUAUGAUAGAUGCGUUACGCCAGCACGCGUACUCAGACGCGUAGUGGCACACCACGUGGUAUCGGUCCACGUGUGCGCAAAUGGCGCGGCGGUAUGGAAUACCUAGCGCCCGUUGGACGGAUGCACGUUCAGCGACGAUCGAAGAUAUGAUAGUAUUAGCAGUAACUGACUACUCUAACAAAAGCGCUCUCCUCUAAGCUCUGAGGGUGGGAGGAUGAACAAACUGAAUAAAUGAAUAAAUUAAUUACAAGCAAACGCAUGUUGAUAACACGUUAAUAAAUAUUUAAUAAGCUAGCGAGUUCAAAUGGGAAAGCGGAAAUGUUGCAACUGGACGCAUGAUAUUGGUAGGGUAGAACGGAUGCGAACAAAACAAAAAGAAGAAGAUGAGGAAGAAUGAUAAAAUGCAUGUUACAAUAUCAAGAAGGACAAGCACAAGUAAACUCUAAGCAAAAAAAAAAGAGAGAAAGAACGGAGGAAGAGAACGAAAUGCACAGAAGGCAGAAACAAACCAUGUGAUAAUAAAAAGAGAGAACGUUUAAAGUGGAUAUACAUUUUUGAAGCAUCAGAUUGACCUAUUCUUUCAACCAAACUAACUAAUUACAUUGAACGAAUAGUACGGCGGGAGGGAAAUAUUAUAUUUUAUAUACACCCUCUACACACAACAGGAACACUACACACAGCUGACACUCCUUGGCGAGACCACAGUGACUACACCGGGAAACCACACUGCAAACGAACACGCGACACAGACAGCAUAUUCAAUAGAGCCGUAGAACUAGGCAGUCCAUUGUUGAGGGGUUUUGGGAGGUAGAAAACAAGAAACACUAUAAUCGCCGUGUUGCGAGGAUGAACAAGCGCAUGUACCAUAUUUCCGCAAGAAAGGUUACAACUAAACAAUCGAAUAAAGCUAUACCCGCAAAUUGCGGCAGAUUGCGAGAAAACGCAUAAAACAAAUCUACCAUCGGGAUCGCGCGCGACAAUGCAAAAAGAUGCAGAUUUCGAACAUGGAAUGCAGCCAUAUCCAUUAGAGCAUGCUAACGAAGAAAACAUAAUAAUAAAAAGGGAAACACACAGCCGCAUAGGCGAGUAAAAUACGAGGCAUUAAUGCAGCGCAAAAUAGCAAACAUUUACCAGUAGAUAACCAAUGAACAAUGCUUCGGUUUUAAUAACAAUUUUGCGAAUGUACUAACUAUAUCUUCAGCCGGCAGAAGUAGCGCGUCAGCAGCUCGCUCUCUCCCAGGUAUCUUCCCAAACGCCAACGCCGCCAUGUUAAUAGAGAGUUCUCUUUUUUAACUUGUUGUUCAGUGAAAAAAAAAUACAAAAAUAAUCAAAUCUAACAAACACAUCCACACACACAUACACUCAUGCAAAGCAAAAAAAAACAAAGAAACCAAACAAACGAGCAAAGAAAUAUAGAAGUUAAACAUAUUGAAGAAAUAAUUAACUAAAGCGCUUUACUUUCAUUUAAUGAAAAAGAGAAAACAAAAUAGUAACUUACUCACCGCGGGGCUAAAUGAUAAUAUAAUAAUAGUACUGUUAAAUAGUAGUCAUCAGCCCAGUGACCCCACAUCCUCCUUCCACCACUUCCUGUUGCAAAUACACAGCCACACACAUACAGCAUACACACACGUGCACCUGAACCAAACGAUACGACAACCAUAUCCUACACCAGGACCCAACUAUUCCUUCUCCGGCAGGACGAAGGCGAUGAAAUAGCUCAAAAGAUGAGGCAAAAAAACAACAAACUACCCACUAACAAACUAACAUUUAGCGUUACACGGAAUUGAAAAGCAAAAUAAUACAAAAAAAAAACAAUUUAUUCUUGAUGUUUAUAUGUGUCAAUCUGAGAUUUGUACGAAUAUUUAUAUACAUAUUAACGGGAAGGAGAGAAGUACCACCACGUGGAAAGCGCGUCAACGCA
This is a messenger RNA of Anopheles nili, 9203 nucleotides long. Its product is annotated as 1-phosphatidylinositol 4,5-bisphosphate phosphodiesterase epsilon-1-like. Gene Ontology annotation, biological process: lipid metabolic process; small GTPase-mediated signal transduction; phosphatidylinositol-mediated signaling. The transcript is spliced from 14 exons. The record is from RefSeq and is a predicted model, not a curated record. NCBI's taxonomy places the organism in Eukaryota, Metazoa, Arthropoda, Insecta, Diptera, Culicidae. The coding region runs from base 1 to 6465 and encodes 2154 amino acids. Gene Ontology annotation, molecular function: phosphatidylinositol-4,5-bisphosphate phospholipase C activity; guanyl-nucleotide exchange factor activity.